GUGAUGAGAGAACACGCACUGACUCGGCCUGGGAAAACACAUACGAGCCGUGGAUAACCAGGAUAACCGCCGACAUGGCUGGUAUAAGGCGAGUUAACGGGAAAAUAUCCGGAGUCAACCCAGCUGUCAGUUGUUGUCGGCUGCGUCAAGUUCAGGCUCUGCUGUGGGAAGGGGGCACUAUGACUCCUGAUGGCAUCCUGUGCUCUCUUGGAAUUGACAGCCGAUAUAAUGAAGGGUGCUCUGAGCUGGCUAAAUACUUGUUCUAUGGACUAUAUGGGCGAGAUCAAGGGAACCUGGAACAUGCACUCGAGGAAUUUCCUGAAGAAAUGAUGGAUGACGUGGUCCUCCUGAUAAAGGCAGAGUGUGUUCAUCUGUACUGUAACCCCCUGAACUACAGUUACGUCUUGCCCUAUGUGUCACAUUGGAGGAACUUGCAUCUGUAUUGCAUGACAGAGGCAGAGUAUGAAGAUGAAGAAGCAGCAGAGGAAUUCAAAAUCUCCAGCUUCGUUUCAAUGGUGCAGGAUUGCCAUCGUAUUGGAGUACCUUACAGCUCCCAGGGGCACAUCCAGAAGUUCGAUGUGUUUAUGGUGGAGAAGUGGCCCUUGAUUCAAGCGUUCGCCCUGGAAGGUAUUGGUGGAGGAAGCUUUUUCACAAUGAAAUACAAGUUAAUGGAUAUGAGUGAAAAGCUGUGGCAAGUUUACAACCGACUUGACCCACUGUCCGUGGAUAACCUACUCACAGAGGAUUUGGUGAACUUUGAAAAGCAGUGGAGUUGCUUCUUUUCUCGCAUGGACCUGGAGAAUCAUCUCUCUAUUUUGGAGCUGUCUGAAGCACAGGCAGGAGAGGCAUUUCGUUCUUAUUACUCUCACGGACUGAUUUCAAGCAACAUUACAGACCAAAGUAAAAAGCGGGAGCCGUUGGUGUUAUUCGGGACACAUUCCUCUGCAGCAGAUUUGGAGAGCUACUCUUUCAACUUCCCGUCAGAGAGUCACCAGGUCCACAACACGGGGCGUCCAGAGUCUCCAGCCACGCAUAUGAUCUUACAGUGCGUGGCUCCCAAAGGACCUUUGGCCUGCUCUCGAACAUAUUUCUUUGGGACUACCCACACCCCAUAUCUAGGAAAUCAAACGACAGAACAAAAGAAAACAGAAGUCUUAGUUUUGUCACAGAUUUAUUCAGCUGCUGUUCAAGGAGUUCUUUCGGGAAUCAAAAGCUACUCCUUUACCUGCAGUUCCACCAAGGCUAAGGACGCAGCUGAAAAGACGUUUUUGAGGACACUGGACUCAGUGGGUCUACAUCACUACUGCAGACCUCUAAGGUCCAAAUGUAAAUUCAGCAUUCAAGCAGUGAAUAAGCAAGGAAUGAUAAUUCCUCUGAGUGAUGAAGACAAUCGCUACUUUGUAAAAAUAGCUUCCCUGAUCGUCCACGACAUCCCUGAUCUUGAGGGGAAAACGGGGAGCUUUGGCUCUGUAGUCUUCUCUGAAUCCUUUCUGGAGUCCAGCAUCAACAUCCAACAGAGAGAUGGCACGGUGUCCUCGGACAGCUGCUACACCAUCCUGACUGCAGCUGUGCCUCGCUACGCCUGCUGGCUGAUGGAGUCUGAUGUCAAGCAGUCUGAGCAAGCCAAACAUCUCGCUAUGAAAGAGGAAGGCAGUUUUCUGGGAAACGUUCUGAGCGUAGCGGAUGCUGCAUAUGUAUUCUCCAGCGGCCAGUUCUCCUCACCCGAGGAAGGAAAAAUCCUUUUCUUCUCCGAGGGACUGCUGUUCAUCCAUUCUCAUUACGGCUGCAUUACUCUGUCCAAGGAUCACAUCAAAAGCAUCAAUUUCUAUGAUCCGGACUCCAGCAGUGUGGCCUCUCUGUUUGUGGAGUAUGAGAUGAGCCUUCUUCCACACCUCCCAUUCCCGCUCCACAGCUCUGACCGGUGUCUGGCCUUUGCGCUUCAACCCAGAUCUAAGAGUCACAAGGCCUUCUAUUCCAAGGUUUUAUCGAUGUGCAAAACCUCCGAGUCAAAGCUGGGGCUGCAGCUGUUGGACCAGGAGCGCCUGUCCCCGAACCACAAAAAAAUGCACACGAGACUGCAGCAACUACAUGAGAGUCAAGAACCACCACUGGCCAAGCGCAGUCUUAAAACACCAUGCUCCCAGCUGGAAGAGCAGGAAAUGUUCCUUCAGCACUUUGCUCUCAGCAGCAUCAGUGUGGAACCGAUCCUGUACGACCACCUGGAGGUGCUCUUCCCCUCCGCAGAGCUCCGGGCCCCAGCUCCCCGUCAGGGAGACAAAAUUGUCAUCACCAUCAUCACGGGACUGCCAGGAAGUCAUAAGAAGAGACUUUGCAACUUUCUUGUUCAACUGCAUAAGGGCUUCGGAAGGUGGGUGGUGUAUGAGCCGGACAGCUUCUCAGCCUCACAUCUCCAGCAGUUUUUGUCCAGCUUCCUUGAGAGUCAGAGCGGCACAAAAAGCAUUCCCCGCCUGUUGAUUCUGUCACCCGGAUACACAGAUGUGGUGGACGUGGUCCAGACUGUCCUCUUCCAUCCCGACCCAGUUGUUCAGGCGUGUUUUGUCAUCGGUGCUGUCUCUGCCUGUGUGAACCCGCUCACUGCCUUUAUGGAGCACAGACUUGCUUUUCCAAAGUUCCUGGAGCAGUGCAGCCAAGGUAUUGUGAGUACGGUGGUGUUCACCGGGCUGACAGCAAAGGAGAAACACCCUCUCAUGCAGCAUGUUCAGCAGCUGGUACGCUCUGCCAACCCCACGGCUGCCUUCAUACUGGCGGAGAGAGGAGCUGUCACCAGACAUCAAGACGUGAGUCUGAUCUUGUCGGAGAGGAGUUUUGGCGAGCCGCUGAUGCUGAGAGCACGUUACGUUCUCUACCCUGGAUGGUGCAAAGGGCGCUUCUUCUCCGGUUGUGGGACUGUGGUGGUCACCCAGCAGCGCGUGGCUUUCAGCCGGCCCCUGGAGAGGCCUCUGUUUGUCAGCAACUGUAAAGGAAUCAAGCCGUCGCUAAAGCCAAGUCCCUUCAGAGGAAACAUCUACAACAUUUGGGGAAAAGUCUUAUUUUCCGACUCAGAGCAGCCGGUGGAGGUGUGCUACAGUGCACUGAGCGGGAGUCUGAGCAUCGUCCCAGACCAGGACACGGACCCUCGGACCACCCCCUCCAAAGAGACGAGCCCUCACAGCUUCCUGGUGUUUGAUGGCGUUGGCCUGGCCCAGGACGGACUCAAGGACUGGCUGAGACUGUGUGCCACACAGAGGCAGAAAAAAAAACCAAUGAAGACCAAAAAUAACUUGUCUCCAGAAGAAAUCAAGAGCAUACAUACGACCAGACACUUGGACUCAUUGCCACCAGGCUACUUCUACAACGGCUAUCACUACAUUGACAUCUUUGGAGAGAAAAGAAACAUCCAUCCAAACAUGGACCAGUUCAUGAACCAGUACGUUGCUGAGGCCAACAAACAGAUCGAGCAUUUCAACCGUCAGCUGGAGCUGCAGGAAAAGCCCGACUUGUUUGAUCCGUAAUAUCCGUGUGUGUGUUCCCUCCAUCUGUCUCGUUUUACUGUAGGUUGUUUGGGAACUACUGUGGGUGGGACGGGGAGGCCGCGGGGGUCGCACACUGAUCACUCCUCUGUAAAUGUCAAUGAUUAAUCACCCGGAGCUGCUAGCUGAGGACUGCUCCACUCAUCUAUUUGUUAUUUCAUCUGGUUUAGAUUUGAUGGCAUUCCAAGGAUAAGUAGACUUUUGACCAGUGUCAUCAUCUCCCAGAAGCCAGUUGUGUCCCGCCAUGACCGGCCAUCAUGGUGGAGAGUUGUGGUUUCUAAUGACGAGUCAAGUUAAGACUUGAGAGAGGACAUUCACCUACAUUGACUAAGUUUACAUGCAGUCAAAAGUUCGGGUUAAGGUCAAUUUUCCGGUUACUGAAACAUUCAGAAUAAUCUGUUUCCAUGCGUGAACAAACAGGGUUAUCCCUGUAUACAUGGUAAUUAAUCAUUUGGGAUAUCUGGAUCAAACCAGCAACGCACGGAGAACAUCAUGGCGCAAUUCCCGUCAUUUCCGCUUCUUCUUCCUGUAUCCAAAUCCAAAACAACAACAAUAACAGCAGCACGGUGGAGAAUCAACAGCCCAGUAGAAGUCGCCUUUUUCCGCGUCUUCCAGCGGUGCUUGAUCUGGUCUGGCGUUCGUACAAAUCCUGCUUCUUUUUUGCAACUUUUCGCUCACCUUCUUGUAAAUCCCGCUAUCCCGGUACUUUCUACCGUCUACAAAUGCAGAAAUGUUCAUAUCCUUCAUUACAUUUAUGAAGUGAUUAGUCUCCUCCUGGUCUUGUGUUUCUCCGUGUUUAUAAGAACUUCCUGGACUCAAAAGACCAAGAUUUUCUUGCGAAAAGAGCAUGCGCAGAAAACUAAUUCCUGUUCCUUUUGAUGGAGAUAUCCCGUUAGGCGUUUACAUGACCAAAUAUUCAGGUUUUAAAAGGAGGAACCCAGGGGUCAUUUUCAGGUUUUUAAAAACCAGAAUAUGAGCAAAUUCCGGUUAUUCAAAGGGGUUAUUGUUGUUUACAUGGCCGUGCAAAACAGGUUUAUUGCUAAUAUUCCGGUUAGAAAAGGGUUAUUGAUGCAUGUAAACGGAGUCAAUGAUGGAAAACUCAGAAGCUUAACAAAAGAAAGAUUUCCUCCUGAGAUCAGUGUGAUCCCAUCUCUGGGUCUGCAUGGUGGAGGCUUAACAAUCGAAGGAGGUUUCUGUUCACACACUUCCGCAGCUCGUGCUUUUCCGUGUACUACAGUUGGCAAAUUAAUGCCUCUAUUUCUGGGUAAGCAUGCGUGGCCGUGUGCUCCUGGUCGGCUCCCCCGUGGGGUUUUUCAAGAAGCGCUCCUCCUCUGUUGUCACCCAAUCCACGCUCCACCUGUCAGCUGGUUGGAAAGCUGCAUGGCAGCAGAGGGAGUGCUGGGUGAUGGAGCCGUAAACGUCCCACAGACACUCGGCUACACACUCCUGCUAAAUGAGGCCGCAUUUCACACAUCUGAGAGACAUUCCCGAAGUAUUUGUCCAACACUGCAAACUCAUUCUGUCCAAAGCUCGAAGGUUUUUGUCGCCGAAAAACAGUUGAAGUUGAAACCUUCAAUGUUGUUGCACUUGACCCCUUGAAUCUUAAUGCUGCUGCUAACAGCAACAUGUUGACAUGGGGGCUGCGCUGCCUGCAGCGCCUCAAUCAAAGUCCUGGUUCUGUUCCUUUUCAUGUCGUGUAACCUGUUGUCCAGGCGGGUUAGGCAACAGGGGACGGAACAUCGGAGAACCUGAUCUAAUAGAAGGUUUGCAUUGACGUCACUUCCCAACUUACGCCCCCUUACUCACACUGAGUGGCAGAAAUGGGUGCAACUAAUAGGGAAACUGUGGAAAAGACGGGAUAACAGCUGAUUAUCGGCUUAAAUUAGCAUCAGUUGGACUUGACAGUGACCCGUACAGUUACCCCAAGAACCAGUGGUCCAUGAACAUUAAUAUUUGACCACGAAUCCAGUUUCCUGAUAUUUAUAUGUACUUAAUUUCUACACCGGGGAAAUACACGAAGCAAAGCUUGAAGUCGUACAAAAGUCUUGACGCUUGGUCCGACUUCAAGGCAGGAUUUGUUGUAGAAAUUAAAGUGAUGAGGACACCAAACUUUAUGAUUUGACCGUUUAACGUUAGCUACCCAAAAAUCCAACAUUACCUGAUACUAAAUGGGAACCACAAAUCCAUGUUUCGGUGUCUGGAAUCCAGUUGUUUCUGUGAAUUGCAGUGAUCCAUUUGUCUCUCUUAAGCUUAUUUUUUGGCAGUCUGUAAAACGAUAACUCUAAAUCUAUGAGUACAGUUGAUCGCACAACAGCUCUUUCCCAUUUUAGAUGUUUUGAAGUGGCUCAAACUGAAAGUUUACGCUGCCACUCAGUCUUUCUGACACUCAGUCUUUCUGCCACUCAGUGGGCGUAACCCGCUGUGAAGUUGCAUCUGUGACGUAAUUCCCUCUAUAGUGUGGUUUGUUUGGGCACACGAGUCGGGUCACCAGGAAAAGGGUCAUCUAAGCAGUGAUGUCACCAAGACUCAGUCCUUUGUUCCAGUUGCUGUGUUUGCAUAUCACUGAUAUUGUUUGCUCGUCUUCUUCUUCCCAGGGGGGUUAGGACAUGUCUCUGAUAAGCAGUUAGUAAAUCCUCUGGAAACCCACGCAGCUGUUUGAGCGCUGCAUCAUUGUGUGAGUCACAUUUAAAUUAUAGACUCUUAUUAGUAAUCAAAGAAACAUUUCAAAAGAAAAACCAGAAACACAAGAGGAGAGCUGAGUUGUGAGUGUAGGAACCCUGCAGAGGCGUUAGCCGUGUUUGAGUCCUGAAGUACAGGCUGAACUUCUCCAACAGAGCUGAAUUUAAAAGCCUUGAUCAUUUUUAAUUUUUCAUGCCCCAUUUGUGGUAAACGUUUGGUGUAAAUCCGUCCUGGACCCUCCCUACGUUACAGAGCUUCUGCUGGAGGUCAGAAAGGACAAAUGGUGUUUCUCUGUACCAACAAACCCAGCUCUGCUCACCUUUGAGUCUUAGUAGAUGCUGAUGUUGCUGAUGUUGAUAUUUUCUUUAAAAUGAAAGUCAGGAGACUGAGUAAUGUUGUCACUCGCCCGUUGAACACAAUACGCUCUUUUCUUGCUAUUUGUCGUCCCCUAGAUGAGUCUUGUUAUAUAUUGUUCUAACCCUGACACUCAGCUCCAUCCCUUCUCCCUCUGGAGUCUACGGGACUCUGAUCUGAUCUAUUUCCUUCUUGUUUAGCUGCCGUCCUUGAGACUAUUCACGUAGUCUGGCACAAAACACGAAAGUGCGUCCAGAGUUACCACCUUCUCCAGAUAAAGAGACGUUCCAUUAGAGAAGAGUUGGUCAAGUUUCUCAGUCCACGAACGUUUCUCUGACUCUUUUAUUCUAAAAAAAAAAAAGUGCAAUUGUUGUGUGUGUUUUUCUAUAACCUACGUACGGUACCCUCCACCAGCUCUUUAAGGACCAAGCCGAGGAAACAAAGCUGCUAAACGCUCAGUCUCUCCUAGGUGGGGUUGUGUUGGGCUCAUAGCUCACAUCACAAAAGGCUUGAUGCAAUUAAAGGCCACUUGAUAAAAGUAUCACCUCUGCUUACAAAUGACCUGCACGACGAAAUACAAACAGAUUACAGAGGGCUUUUUAGAAGUGGGACAGGAUGACAUAGAAGCUUAAUCCUUUGGUGACAAAACCAUAACUCCUCUUUUCAUGGCUUCAGACAUGCACUCUCUCAGCCAUCUGUUUGGAGCAGUUGUCACGUCUCCGUGGUUACGUAACACCACAGUUACCUGAUUGACAGGGAGUGUCUAUGAGACUCCAGGGGCCAGAACUUUGGACCCUGCUGCAGGUCAAAGUGCACAAGUGAUACCCAAAACUGCCAAGAGAUUAAACGCUGGUCCUUAAAGAGAUGAGGGUUAUGUAACAUGUGUGUGAUAUUUAAAUGCAAUUACCUCUAACAAAUAUAUAGUUACUUAUCCACGAGUACUACACAAGUCUGUGUGCACUAUCCUGCAUGUGAUGGGACGUCGUAUCAUACCAUGUAUAUUCUGCUAAAAUUGCCUUUCACCAAACUGGUACACCAAAAAAGAGAACAAAUCUUCUAUUUUAGAAAGUCGAAUUACCUCAAAGCAACAAAUAGUAUUUUUGUAAAACUGUGAAUUGAGUAUUUGCAAAAAAACAAAAAUGGCACAAGCUUCAACGAGCAAAAGCAGAUGCAAUUUUUUACGACACGAGUAAAUAAGUAAAUGAGAACCUGACGGGUUAUGAGACGUCGGUGUUCUCUGAUCCAGCGGUGCCUUGGCCACGGCUGGGACCUGCAGACGUUUGGGCUGCACCCGGAGCUCCGUCCCUGGGCUCAACAGUGUUGGUGAAAGGAAUACAUGGAGUUGUUCUUAAAGCAGCGUGUUUUCAGGACGCGGGGGGGCGAAGGAGCGCGGUCACGCAGGGAGGCUGCUGGCAGGCUCGGAGAAUUCAAGGUUUCUUUCAAACCAACAUGUUUGGAAAAGGGACGGGCCCAACACUCUGAUGCUGAAGCUUCAUUCCUAUUAUUAUUCCUAUUCCUAUUAGGAUGCAACUUCCUCGGUGGCCUGUUUUUUGUUAAUGACUCAAAUAACAGAGGAAGUGAACUUUAGCCCUUUAGUUCAUAAGGAGAAAGUCAACACGUUAAUGAAUAUGAUGGCCUACGGAAGAGUAUUGGGGCCAGGCAGGAGAAAAAUAAAAAUAAUACUUUAGAGGAGGAAGAUUUUUUUUUUUCAUUAUGCACUUUCGAGAAAAAAGUCGAAAUAUCGAGAAAAAAGUUGAAAUGUCGAGAUUAAUGUUAAAGUACAAUUUCGAGAAAAAAGUCAAAAUUUUGUGAAUAAAGUUGAAAUGUUGAGAAAAAAGGCAAAAUUUCGAGAAAGAAGUCAACCUUUUGAGACUAUAACAAACACGCAUGUCUUUGCCUGUCUUUACAAAAUGCCUCGUAGGCCGAUAGAUGAACUGGUGAAACUGGACUUCAGAAUCAUAUGCUUUAGUGUUGACUACUUGAAUUAUGUUAGGUUGUUAACAACAAGGUUCAGAAUACAACAAUUGGCUUUACGAUAUUGAUUUGAAACACAUAUCCCACAUAUGCAGUUGCAUAACUUCAGAAACGUCCCCUUAACGUUCCACUCCAAGGAUGUAAGUUAGUUAGUUAGUUACGGCUGCUGCUGCAGAGCUGUCAGUCGCUCUAACUGGAUGUGAUGGGCAGAGGAGACAUUUCUACUUUUUUCACCAAAUUGUAUCAACUUUAUUCUCGAAAUUUCGAAUUUAUUCACAAAAUUUUGACUUUAUUCUUGAAAAUGUAUUUCAACAUUGUUCUCGACAAUUUCGACUUUUUUUUCGAAGUGCACAAUAAAAAACAGUCUUCCCCUCUCAAAUAUCUUUUCUCCUGCCUGGCCCUGAUACUCCUCCGUGGCCGGCCCUGCAGCCCUUCGGGGGGUAUACAGUUGGGCAUCAGAGUGCACCCACCCUGCACUAAAGUAGAGGUCCCUGUGUUUGUCCCCGGGGACCCCACAGAGCCGUCCACCAGCCCCCAGAGCGACGGCUGCUCGUCCUCCGGCACAUUGAGCACCCUGCUCUUUCCAUCCCGUAUGUGGAGGUUUAGCCGUCCGCUGGCUGACGUUAUAGGACAAAAACAAAGUUUGGUUUCAAUUGGUUCUUUGUAACGGAGCGGUUGUGCCGUUCUCUGUAAAACUGCGGCAGGAUUUUUGGGUUUGUGUGCUUUUGAAGGCGACUUUCAGCGGUCACAUCCGUCAGCAGAGUGGAAACGCACUUCUUGAAGAAGAGGAUGUUUUUGUGCUAUUUCUUUUUCUCGCUGAUUGGAAUACGGCGGCUUGAAAAUUAAUUUUGAACUGACCGAAUCCUUCAGUGGCCUCAGGGGGCUGUUAAUGCUAAUUGUUUGGGUUGUUCUGUCCCGCCGAGGCUGACGCAGCUUCACCGCCGUCUACACAGAACGCUUGAAGACUCGGCUCAGCUGUGAUGAUUAUUAACAUCCCUGAGAUUACAUAUUUGCCCCCUCAAACCGGAGCAUUACUGAAGUAGAUGGAGGUGAAAUUGUGGUUAAUGUAAGCACUUGGUAUGCGGCCACCUUCCAAAAGACGAUGUGCUAAAAAGAGGCUGUAAUCAGGCUUAGGAAGAGCUACCAUUCAAUUUGGAAGGUGUUUGAUGUCACGAUGGCAGAAUCAGGUCUGUGAAGCGUACAAAGGGCUCAUUCCUGCCUGCUACCUGCAGGCUGUCUAAAGUUAGGGGAAUAAAAAUAACUUUCUAUCAUCUCUGUUUUGAAGAGAAGCAAAAAAGGAAGUAACUUCAGAAGUGCCGAGUCGAUUUCCACAUUUCAUUUUGAUGGUGUUCACAAAGACGGGCUAAACUACGCUGCGUUUGCACAAAACUACUGUAACUUGUGUUUUUAUCCUGUGACUGAUGCUUUUACAAAACUAAUUGUUGUAUUUAUUGCACCGUGUAAUAAAUAAAAUAUUUCU
This is a messenger RNA of Cololabis saira (Pacific saury), 10017 nucleotides long. RefSeq names its product dynein axonemal assembly factor 9 (gene dnaaf9). Bases 75 to 3512 code for a protein of 1145 amino acids. NCBI's taxonomy places the organism in Eukaryota, Metazoa, Chordata, Actinopteri, Beloniformes, Belonidae. The transcript is spliced from 37 exons. The record is from RefSeq and is a predicted model, not a curated record.